Scheffersomyces amazonensis is the source of this 1310-nucleotide messenger RNA. It is a transcript of the gene OAC1, whose product is annotated as Oac1p. The record is from RefSeq and is a predicted model, not a curated record. Lineage: Eukaryota; Fungi; Ascomycota; Pichiomycetes; Serinales; Debaryomycetaceae. The transcript has a single exon. Bases 62 to 1126 code for a protein of 354 amino acids.
UGAAAAUAUUUCAUUUAUCCCUGGGGGACCGAUAAGGAUAAAGGAGCUGACUCAAUAAGAUAUGAGUGAGAUAGAAGUAGAAAAGAAGAAAGUCGCUCUUGCAACUGCAGCAGUAGCAGCUGCUUCAGCCUCAGUAAGUAAUAAGAAUGAGACAAAGCCCCAAACUAAUCUUCAAAAAGUUUCCCUUUUAGGAGGAUUUCUUGCUGGAGGUAUAGCAGCAUGUGGAGCUGUAACGUUUACAAAUCCUAUUGAGUUGGUAAAGACUCGAAUGCAAUUACAAGGUGAAUUAGUUAAGAAAUCCAGUGGGGAAGCAGUAUUAUAUCGGAAUCCAUUUCAAGCAUUUGCAUUUAUUUUUAAGAAUGAAGGGAUUCGAGGUUUACAACAAGGAUUGAUGUGUGGAUACUUUUAUCAAUUAGGAUUAAAUGGUUGUAGAUUAGGAUUAUAUGAACCUAGCAGAUAUUAUCUAACUAAAUUUCUUACACCACAAAAUUUCCAAGAUGGUCAUAGUAUACCGCAGAAUUUAAUUAUUAAUGUUUCAUCUGGAUUUAUUUCUGGAUCAGCUGGAGCUAUAUUAGGAUCUCCAUUCUUUUUAAUUAAGACUAGAAUGCAAUCAUAUACUAAAGCAGCUUCAGAAGCUGCACAUCAUGUAGGACAACAAACAUAUUAUAAAGGAGUAUGGGAUGGAUUAAGUCAAGUAUAUAAAUCUGAAGGUAUUAAAGGAUUAUAUAGAGGAGUUGAUGCUGCAGUAUUAAGAACAGGAGCUGGAUCAUCAGCUCAAUUACCAGUAUAUACUUAUACUAAGAAUUUUCUUUUAAAACAUAACAUUGUCGAUGAAAAUAGUUUAUUAUUACAUUUUAUUUCUUCAUCAAUGGCAGGAUUAGGAGUUGCUAUUGUUAUGAAUCCAUGGGAUGUAAUAUUAACUAGAGUUUAUAAUCAAAAGGGAAAUUUAUAUAAGGGACCUAUUGAUUGUUUUCAAAAGACUCUUCGAUAUGAAGGUCCUAAAGCUUUCUACAAAGGUUUUUGGGCUCAAUUGUUUAGAAUAGGACCUCAUUCUAUCUUAACCUUAAUGUUUAUGGAACAAUGUAUGAAGGUUAUGGUUAAGAUUGAACAUAGGUUGAAGGCAUAACUUUUUUUUUUUAGAUUUAUAGAGUAUUGUACAAAUUUAUUUAGUAUUCGCACUAAGUAAGGCACUACUACUCUUUCCUAGCCCGGUUUUCCUGCACACACAAGUGGCAAACUAGCAGCGCAGUGAGAAUUUUUUAGAGCCUUACGAAAGACAAACACAAUUCCGUUUCACCACUCCACUAACG